Coregonus sp. 'balchen' is the source of this 479-nucleotide messenger RNA. The record is from the annotation of a GenBank genome assembly. Lineage: Eukaryota; Metazoa; Chordata; Actinopteri; Salmoniformes; Salmonidae.
UGGCAGAUUGCCACGCUGGUCCUGUUGUUGGGUGGUGCAGCCCUCAUCCUGUUCUCCUUCCUGGUGGCCCUGGUGUCAGUGUGUGUCGGCUCCAGGAGCCACUGCUACAGACCCGUCGCUGUCAUGCUGUUCGCUGCAGGUACAGUAUAGCACACACACACACGUGUUCAAACAGACAGAGACACACACACACACAGCACACACACACACACUCAGUUCUGUUAUAACUAAAGAAUAUUCAUUUUUCUAUUAUCUUGUCAUUUCAUGUUCCUCAUUUAUUUUCUCUGCUUCACUCUGUAACAGUGGUGCUUCAGGUCUGCAGUCUGGUCCUCUACCCCAUUAAGUUCAUUGAGACGGUCAGCUUGAGGAUAUACCACGAGUUUAACUGGGGCUACGGCCUCGCCUGGGGGGCCACCAUCUUCUCCUUCGGAGGGGCCAUUCUCUACUGCCUCAACCCCAAGAACUAUGAAGACUACUAC